Molecule: messenger RNA, 4308 nt
Organism: Pocillopora meandrina
Lineage: Eukaryota; Metazoa; Cnidaria; Anthozoa; Scleractinia; Pocilloporidae
Source: the annotation of a GenBank genome assembly
GCCGAAACAAGGAACAAAGAGAAUGCUGGGGAAUCUGUGCUAAAUUCAAAAUGGAGGUUUUGUCUUGGUCCGGCGAUUGGAAUCUCCCUUCGGUGGACGUCCGCUGUUUGGAGGUUUUGGUGGGUAAACUGCCUUCCUUUACGCCCAGAUCUAUAAUGCCAUUUCUUAGCUUCUCCAUUUUUGUUAUAGGCCUACGCUAAAUUUGCUGAAUGCCCGUUAAACGUCAACCGAUGUAACAACCCUUGGAAAUCUUCCAUAGGUGAGGACUUUAACUCCAGAGAUAGUCGGAACCAGUAACUAUCGAUUCCAAAUAAGAUAAUUAGGUGCUGAAAUAGACUGAAUGUCUUACUUUUAGAUUUGCUCGUCCAUGAUCAGAGAAGUGAUGAAAUAUACGCAUGUUUCACAGAAAAUUCAUUUGUUCUAGGAGAAUUUCCGGUUUUAAAAUCUGGUGAAGAUGUACUCAUCACGUCUAGCAAGAUCAUGGAUUACUUGAGAGGAAAAGUAGGUAUAAGGCUAUAGUAUGUUUAUGUGUAGUCACAGAGUGCCAAAUUUCUUUGUGUUGCAAUUUGCUGCUCACUAAAACUUGUCAGUAAAAAUGGUUUUUAAAAAUUUAUGUCCUACACAGAACUUCAAUGCCGAUUAUCAACUGACGGCAAAGCAGGGAGCAGACACUCUUGCAUUUGUUUCACUGGUCCAUAGCAAAUUGUACCCAGCAAUUGUAAGUUGAACAUGCACUUUCUCUAAGAGUAAUGGAUGAAAGUCGUACAAAAUGUGAUUCCUAUUUCUUAACUGUGCCAGUCAUGAUUGUUGCAUCAAUAACCUUGUUGAUGCUUAAAUUAAAUUUCAAACUAAAUUGAGGUGAAUUAAUUACAUAAAAAUUUUGUUUGGUCUUGCAGUUAUUUACAUUAUGGGUGGAUAACACAAAUUACAUUAAAUUAACUCGUCCAUGGUAUGCACAAAGAUUACCUUUUCCACUGAACUAUUUUAUCCCUGGACACAUCUCAAGACAAACAAGGAGGCACCUGUCGAAUGAAAUGCACUCAGAGGUGACAGAUGAUGCACUGGAAAAUAAGGUAGGCCUUAAAAUAGUAGUCUGAUAAAUUUGUCAAAGUCUGCAGGAAUUCAAUCUCUGUCAAGGAUGUUGUUGCUUUUAUUUAUUUAUAUCUUUAUAACAGAUAAAAUGUCUAUGAAAAGUGAAAGAGGAUGGAGUAAGUCCAUAACAGGAUAGCAAAGAAGGGCAGAGAGGGGGGUAAUCCAUACCUCUUUUAUAAAAAAAACAUAGAGGGUUAUCAUUAUUAUCAUUCACUUAACUGUUUGUACUUUUUCUUAGCUUGCCCUGUUCUCCAAAUCUAAAGUGGCCUUACUAAUGCUUUUUUGAAUAUUUACUGUACCCAAACAUUUACACAAUUACCAGCUUUCCACACAGCUUCAAAGUGGAGAAGCAGUAGCCUUACAAGCAGAUUGCUGCUAUUGGAGUGGAUUGGUGUGGGUUUCAGAGCUGGUUGGGUCAUUAUGUUAUGUUCCUGGCAAGACACUUAACUGUCGCAAUGCCUCUCUCCAGCUGUGAAUACAAACGGGCACUGCUUAACUGUCAGGGCAACCUGAUGGAAUUCUUGGGAAUAAGCUAUGUUUAAUUAACUUCCUAUCUGGGGGGAGGUACAAUACUCUUAGUCGUUCCUUGUUACAGAGACUGGGCUUGAGUACACACUCCACCUCUAUCUAAAUGGCUUUAAACACUUCUUCAACACAAGCUUCAUAUCAUGUUUUCUAUGUUUCUCAGAGCAGUUUUAAUUUGAGAAUUAUUUUGGCUUUGGUUUUGUCUCUCAGCUUUUCAAAGAUGCUUUGGAAUGUCUAAAACUGUUAUCCACAAUGCUGGAUGGAAAGGAGUUUUUUUUUGGUGACAGGUAACUCAAAAUAUAUUUGUUGUUCUCCUGGCUACUUGCUGUAUAUUUCCUUGUAAAUGAAUGAAGAGAAUUUAGCUUUACAUCAGGAUAGGAGAGUCACCCUUUAGCUGAUAAGUAUAUAAAUUCUAAUUGCCUGUUUGUAGGGUAGUGUUUUGAAAUUGUUGGGAAAAUUUGCAUGUUGAUCACUUCUAGUGAUUAAAGGAUUAACAUAAAAAAUCUUUUGUUCCUUACAGUCCAACCACCCUUGAUGCUGUGGUAUUUGCUCAUCUUGCAGUGAUCUGGAAAGCCCCAUUACCAAAUAAAAAACUGUAUAACUAUCUACAAGGAUAUGACAACUUGUGUACGUUCUGUGGACGAAUAUUACAGCGCUACUUCCCGGGAGAAGUAAAUGGUAAGAGGAAAGCAUUUUUCAGUUAUGGGUGGCAAAAAUUAACAACGAAUGGAAAUCACAGACUUGUAAACAUAAUUGGUCGAAUUUUUUUCAUUUUGGAGAAACACGACGGUAUCUUUUAUGGGAAGUUUGAAGUAGAGUUUCCUGAACUGAAACCAGCCUCAGGAAAAUGAUUACUCGAAGCGGCACUUAGCGGUAUUAAGAUAAAACGACUUUUAGCGAACGAGUUGAAAGGUCGGUUUUAUCAAGCGAUUGUGCAGAGGCCCGAAGAGGGAGCUCUUUCCUUGUACGAGAACUAGAGGCGAGCAAACAAAAGACAACUACGUCAUUCUUAAUUGUAAUCUUUAAAAAAGGGUACUGUUUGUCACUUUCUUCCAACUUUUAGUCUUUAAGACCUUGAGAUAAGAGAUUUCCUCGAAUAAGCGCCCAGGCGCUUAUUUAAAAUUUCGACUCAAAGGAGAGGCUCUUAUUGGAAGGAGGGCAUUUAUUAUUCUCCUGUACGGAUUCCGCUGUAGUCGAAGCUUUAAAAGUUAUAAAUAAAGCGGCAAUAGAAACAAGUUUUCCUUGAAUCCCUACUAUUUUAGAAAGUGAGAAGGAGGGGGGCGCUUAUCUGAGAAGGGCGUUUGUUUGAUAUUAUGGCCUAGGGGUAGGUGCUUACACGGGAGGGGGGGGGCUAUUAGAGCGUAGGCGCUUAUUCGAUGAAAUAUGGUAUUUAAAUUUAAAUGGCUCCCUUAAAGCCUUGACCGCUUGUGGCGAAAAAAUAUUUGACGUAGGAGAUUUAUUUGCUGUUUUCCUUUUCAACUAUCAGAACAACAACAACCGUCUUCAUCGCCAUACGGUCAGGAUGACUCGGACUCAUCUGAGCGGCGUAAUAAAUGGUUGGCCAUUGGUUUUGCUACACUGGUCAUGACACUGUACGCAUUGUCCACUGGUCUGAUCAGGGUAGAAAUCAAAAGAGAGGGAGAUGGGGAGAAAUCAAACUCAGAGCAAGAAAGCAGUGAAUGAAACACUGCAGUGUGAACCGAAUAAUGCUUAGGUUGUUAGAUAAGACGCACCAGGAAAAAAUACAAGGGGAGUACGCACAAUUGUUCAAAGUGAGCAUUACACAAGUGUUCUUCUAGCGUCAGGAAGGAUGGCAGGUUGUAAUAUAAACAAUAAAUUUAAACUUUUUCUUGACAGCGAAAGUGGUCGUUCGUGCCCUUACGCCCCUCCUAGCAACGUCCCAAACGGUGCGAAUUUCCAUUGCUUUGCCAACAUUUUCGGUUAUUUCGCCCUAUAAACGGUCAAGCUUUGUUAUUUUUGUUGAAGGCAUGUAAUUGGCCACUGACAGCUUGGAAAUCCUUCCAUCUUCGAUUAACUGAAACAUAAAUGACCACGUAACUUACAAAUUAUAGAAUUUUCCUUGAACUUAAAGUAUGAUGAUCUGUAACACUUCCGUUUUAUGAUUAUUAGGGACCUCUAGCAAACCACGACGGCGACUGAAACAAGGACGUGACAAAACAAAAGAUUUAAUGAGCAGAACAAGAGCUCAGCACGUGCGUUUUAAAACUGUGUACAUUUCUUAGCCGUCCUCUGCAAAAUAACAACGUGAAAUCAUCAAAAUUUGCCUGGUCCGAGAAGGGAAACCCCGACGGUAGAUUAUUUAAGUUUCCAUUUGAAACUCAACGCUGCUCUUAUACGUUAUGCUGAGGUUAACUUGCGGCGCCAUAAAAGAUGGUAAGCACAUCCAGUCACUCGCGAAAUUCCAACUGAAAAUAUGUGUUAAUUUUUAAAUUGACGUCCUCCUUGGCGUUGUUGUCAUAACUGCCAAAGGUCUCUAUUUUUAGCUGGGGGCAACGGUUUGAUAUUAUUCACAACUUCAUGUUAAGUAAAUGCAAACAUUGCCUUGUCUGCUAUUUUGUCAGAAAGGCUGUUAUUUGGUAUUUUGAUCAUAAAAAAUGUCACGAGGCAAACAUGUCAUUGACUUCCUUUCGAUAAAACUAAGUAUUUCAAUAAAACGCUCGGCACCUCUGG